This is a messenger RNA of Cotesia glomerata, 1335 nucleotides long. RefSeq lists its product as uncharacterized. The transcript has 3 exons. The record is from RefSeq and is a predicted model, not a curated record. NCBI's taxonomy places the organism in Eukaryota, Metazoa, Arthropoda, Insecta, Hymenoptera, Braconidae. The coding region runs from base 136 to 951 and encodes 271 amino acids.
CUGGAUUGAUGUCACUCAUUAACUUGUAUCGUAAUAAUCACAGAUUUGGUAGAGCAAUUAAACAACUUAGUGCAGUUACGUUUUGGUGGUCGACGAAGGUUCUUGUUCCUAAGAAAUACCUGAGCAGAAGUAGACAUGGACAAUCCAGGAAGUGAUUCUGGUGUAUCUAAUUUUUCAACCUUUAUAAAAGGAAAAAGUAAUUUACCAAAUUGUGAAGUAACAAAACGUUAUGUUGAAGUUGACGGUGAAAUAAUAUCGGUAGAUGAUGAGUUUACUUCUAAAGAGGAUCAAAAGUUAAAUUUAGAAAAUAAUGACAAAUCAUUCAUUUAUAAUGAUAAAAUUCAUGAUAAUAACAAUUAUAAUAAAACGUUUCCACUACCAAGCACAUCAAAACAAUAUAUGGAGAAUAAAGUUUAUCAAGGUGGCGAUAUCAAUCAUGUAAAAGAUGAUAUGAAGGGAGUAAGAGCAGCUCUUUUGAAAAAAGGUAGAAAACAACUAGUUCGGAAACCACAACUAAUGCCACAACGAACUGAUGACGAAGAUUAUGAUCAAUUACACCAACGUAUAUUGAAAUUGAUUGAAAAAGAAAAAAAAUUGUACAAUGUAAAAGAACCAGAACCUCUGUAUUGGUGUUUAAUGGGCUCUGACUAUUCUUACUUCACGGACAUACUUCUAGAAGCUGUUUCCAAGGAUCUCAACAACUUUUCUUUGAUGAAAGAAAGGGCUCAAGAUGCUGAAGCGAUUAAAAUAAAAAUUCGUAUCGAUAAAGCUCAAGAAUUGCUUUUGAUGUUAUACGAUUGUUACAGCUUAAUUCACCACAGAUUAAGAGAAUUUCAAAAACAACACUCCCACAGUCGCUUCUACUCUUCACACCUCCGGAUCACUAAUCUGGAUUACGAAACGAAAUUGGAGCUUAUUGAAAAACAGAUUGAAGAUCUGAACCAUUUGUAAAUCACCAUUUACAUUCAAGUCAGAAAUUUAUCAUCGAUAAUUAUUUUCAAGUGAUAGUUUAACAUGUAGUUUCCUCAUUGUAUGUUGAUUAAUUAAUUAAUUAAUCACAAAAUUCAAAUUUUGUUUGGAAAAAAACAUUAAAUGUAAAAAAAAAAGACCAUUUGGCAGCCGAAAUGGAAGUAGAUUUCAUCAUAAAUAGAAAAAAAUAUAACGAGGAUUGUAUACAAAACUAGGGCUUUUAACUUCUAUGCAAUUAACAAAAAUAUAUAUCGACGGAAAAAUACUAAAACCAGUGCAAUAGCAAAUUUCAUAAUGGGCAUAGCGAAAUAGGACAUAAUUUUGAGACUACAUAUAUGAUAUGGUACUCAAAUUGAAGCUUAUUUA